GUGUGUUACCCGUUUAAUAGCCCAAGUACGCUAAUAAAACUACAAAAAAGGCAUGUAAAGUUCUGUACCUCUUAAUCUCUCCAAAAAUGGCGAUUUUUUGGUAAACAAGGAAGUGAAUUAUAGUUAAAUAAAAAUUAAAUUUAUGUGCGUCUUUAAUUCAGAAAACAUUCUGUUUUCUGUCAAUAACUUUGAUGAAUAACAAUACUAUUUCAAACGUGACUACUUGUGUAAUUUGCACCACUUCAACAAUAAAACCUUUUUUUAGGUGACGUGACCCAACGCAAAAGGUGAAAGUUCAGCUUGCACGUCAAGAUAGGGUGUCAUAACUAUAGGGUACCCUAACUCUAGUUUAUAUGAUAGCGGUAGAGUAAUGGAAGGGUUAUUUAUAAAAUAAGAGUAAGAGUAGCAGCACUAAUCUGUUAUACGUAAGUUUGUGAAAAGCGAAAUUAAAGUAUUAAAAAGAAAUGAAAGUUGACAUGGUUUGUCAACACCGGAAUAAACUAGAAAGUUGUAAUUAAAUGAGGUUUUCAAAAAAAGCUUUAUAAAUGCUGUGUGUACAAUUUGUUCUUGGGUUCAUAUUGCAGAACAGAAAGUUGAUAAGAAAUGAGGUUGUGAGACACACGACGGUGUCAGUAGUUCACUUUUAAUGCCGUUCAUCCAAUAGAAUACACUACCUGCUUGCUAUACGAUGGUUAUUCGACUUUUACUACAUAAUUGCAGUUGUACUCUGCGCCGAGCUGGUAAACUUGUUGUUUCAGCUAGUAAUCACAGGAGUUCUCAAUCUAGCAGGGUAUUUUCAAAUGCUCAGGCUCAGCACCCUUGUCACCUGAAACAGUCUGGUUGCUCUGUAAUCGAUGGUCCUUUUCGGUCUACAGACUUUUUGUUAAAGAAUAUAUUGAACCAACCUGCUUCUCCAUUGCUGAAUGGGAUCAGUAGAAAAUUAAGGAGAUACAUAACUCAGGAUCCAGUCUCACUAUGGAGGCUUUUGGGCAGCGUUUACUAUUUUAGCAGCUCAGAGUCCCGUCAGGAUAAGAACAAAGAUGAAGCUACCAAGGGAAAAUCUCCACAGGAUGAGGAAGAGGAGAAGAAGAGGAAGGAGCGUGAAGAUCAGAUGUACCGGGAACGUCUUCGGACAUUAUUUAUAAUUGCAGUAAUAAUGAGCUUGCUGAACUCCAUCAACACUAGUGGUGGCAACAUUUCCUGGAAUGAUUUUGUGAAUGAAAUGCUGGCCAAAGGAGAAGUUUCACGAGUUCAAGUGGUGCCUGAAAGUGACAUUGUGGAAAUUUAUCUGCACCCUGGAGCUGUUGUGUUUGGGAGACCCGUGAGUAUGUGCCUUCACCGACAUAAGCAGAAAGGUUUGCAUCAUAUUAAUGCCCUGUAUGCAUUGGGGAUGGCAGCAGUAGGAGUUGGCAUCCUGUGGUACAUUUUUCGCUUGGCUGGGAUGGCUGGAAGAGAUGGCGGGUUCAGUGCUUUUAAUCAGCUUAAAAUGGCUCGUUUCACCAUUGUGGAUGGCAGAUCAGGGAAAGGUAUCAGUUUCAAGGAUGUAGCUGGAAUGCAUGAAGCCAAAGUAGAAGUAAAAGAAUUUGUCGAUUACUUAGGUCUUGGUGCUGCUCGUGUGCGAAGCUUAUUUAAGGAAGCACGGGCUCGAGCUCCUUGUAUUGUUUAUAUUGAUGAAAUUGAUGCUGUGGGGAAGAAACGCUCCACAAAUAUGGCAGGUUUCAGUAACACAGAAGAAGAACAAACAUUGAACCAGCUGCUUGUGGAAAUGGAUGGGAUGGGAACAACUGAUCAUGUCAUAGUACUGGCUUCAACAAACCGUGCAGACAUCCUGGACAAUGCACUUAUGAGACCAGGACGAUUAGACAGACACAUCUUUAUUGAUCUUCCAACACUGCAGGAGAGGAAAGAAAUUUUUGAGCAGCAUUUGAAAAGCCUGAAACUGACCCAACCUGCGGCUGAAUAUUCACAGCGAUUGGCAGAACUUACACCAGGCUUCAGUGGAGCAGAUAUCGCAAACAUCUGCAAUGAAGCUGCUUUACAUGCCGCCAGAGAAGGACACAGAUCAAUUGGGAGCUUCAACUUUGAAUAUGCUGUGGAACGAGUCAUUGCAGGUACAGUAAAAAAGAGCAAAAUCCUGUCAAAGGAAGAACAGAGGGUUGUGGCAUUUCAUGAGUCAGGGCACGCUUUGGUUGGUUGGCUGCUAAAGCAUACAGAAGCUGUCAUGAAGGUAUCCAUAGCUCCAAGAACAAAUGCUGCACUUGGCUUUGCACAGAUCCUUCCAAGAGAACAGUUUCUGUUUACCAAAGAGCAGCUGUUUGAGAGGAUGUGUAUGGCACUUGGAGGGCGUGUGGCUGAAGCAGUCACAUUUAACAAGGUCACUACAGGUGCCCAGGAUGAUCUACGGAAGGUAACAAAAGUUGCUUACUCCAUGGUAAAACAAUACGGCAUGGUGCCCAGUAUAGGACACCUCUCUUUCCCAGAGUCUGAAGAGAGACCAGUGUUUGGACGCAGACCCUUUAGCCACGGACUGCAAGAAAUGAUGGAUCAUGAGGCAAAGUUACUUGUUGCUCAGGCUUACAGACACACUGAGAAACUUCUGCUGGACAACAGGGAUAAGUUGAUUGCCCUGGCAAAUACUUUAUUGGAAAGAGAAGUGAUAAACUAUGAUGACAUAGAAGCACUUAUUGGACCUCCUCCUCAUGGACCAAAGAAAACCAUCAGCCAUCAGAACUGGAUUGAGGCAGAAAGAGAUAAACAGGAUGUAGGAGAGGAGGAGUCCCAUCCCACCAACCCUCCAAAGGGUAACAGAGAAGAUGGGCAGGAAGCAUACCUGCAUCCAGUUUGAAUGAAACUCUAGAACAUAACCUCAUAUAGUUAUGUACCGAGAUGUAAUAAAACUUCUGCAGCCACUGGGCUUACGAAAAAAGGGGUGCUACCUGUAUUCACUUUACUUUUCAGAUCUGUUUGGUAUUGGAAGUAAUCUUUUGGCAUUCUGUUGCCAUUAUUGAAAGUGUCUGCACUGCUGGAUAUCCUUUUGUGUGUGUGUGUCUCAAUUUGGGCCAUGCCUGAAUGUUAAGGUGUAAUGAACAAUCUUGAAAGAAACAGCAAUAUGUUGUUCUUUUCAACUGGUGACUUCAUUUGGUCUGAAAAAAGAUGCUUGAACCAAUUUUGGUAAUCGCUACAAACACUGUUAACAAAAUAUGUACAGCAGCCAAGGUAAAAUAAUCUUUGACUGUUUCACUCAGAUGGGAACUUUCAUAGAACUACCCCCCACACACUAGAUGGCACUCCCAGUAGCCCAGCUUGCAUCAAUUGUCUUCAGAUACAUAUUUUUCUCUGUGGUUGUUUCAUGUCCCUUGUUGAUAUUAAAGGAUGCCCAUAAAUGAUCAGGAUGGAUCCUUACAUUCUCAGUACUUUUCCCCUCACUGCCAUUGGAACUAGCUGUAAGUUGUGUCAGCUUAAGGAUUGUUUCAUACUAGGGUGCACAACAGCUAUCAGAAGUACAUAAGCUGCUCUGCCUCCACCAUGACAUGUUCCCACAACAAGUCUUGCACUACUGUUAUGUCACUGUUUUAUCAGGCAACAGACUGCAUACUGCUGCUUAUAUGUAUUGCAGUAGAGCAUGAUUUUCAGUGCUGACUUAGAGACAUUGUAGUCUUUAGUGUCAGCAGAGAGUACUGGUCAAAUGUUAAUGAUUAUAGCACCAUGGAUCCUCACUCACCUUUCCUAAGAACUUUAGAGCUAGUCAUUGUCUCCUCUCAUCAUCCUUCCUUUUUACCUUCAGCUUAGUUAACUAAGGUCACUGGUGGAAUUGUCAUAUGUCACAUGGAUGACAGUCAGAUAAUAAAUUUAAUGUACAUUUCACGUGUGCACAUAAAGUUAUACAGGUGUACUGAUGAAGUUUGUGUACACUACUGUCUAUAACACUUGAGUUUUGAGGUGUGUUUCGUAUCUGCUUUCUAUGUGCUACUGUCAGGGUAACCUCCAUCUUCUGGAAAUGGAGGUAAAGUCUUGCUACAUAAAUCUGUAAGCACAGCAGAACCAAUUUUACUAAAUAAAUAUUUUUAAAAUAAA
Molecule: messenger RNA, 4074 nt
Organism: Protopterus annectens (West African lungfish)
Lineage: Eukaryota; Metazoa; Chordata; Ceratodontiformes; Protopteridae
Gene: SPG7
Product: SPG7 matrix AAA peptidase subunit, paraplegin
Exons: 15
Coding region: 689-2845 (718 amino acids)
Biological process (GO): mitochondrial protein processing; protein-containing complex assembly
Cellular component (GO): m-AAA complex; membrane
Molecular function (GO): ATP hydrolysis activity; ATP binding; metalloendopeptidase activity
Source: RefSeq, a predicted model, not a curated record